Microcebus murinus (gray mouse lemur) is the source of this 2520-nucleotide messenger RNA. NCBI's taxonomy places the organism in Eukaryota, Metazoa, Chordata, Mammalia, Primates, Cheirogaleidae. The record is from RefSeq and is a predicted model, not a curated record.
GGCAAGGGAGGGACUGGUUUUCCCAGGUGCAAGAGAAAGCGUCCAUAGUUUCAUUUCCAAGCAACUGGUGGCAACAGGUCAAGAUUCAAGAUGUCGGGGACAGCACGCCACGACCGAGAGAUGGCAAUUCAGGCCAAGAAAAAGCUCACCACGGCCACCGACCCCAUUGAAAAGCUCCGACUGCAGUGCCUGGCCAGGGGCUCUGCUGGCAUCAAAGGACUCGGCAGAGUGUUUCGAAUUAUGGACGACAAUAACAACCGAACCCUUGAUUUCAAAGAAUUUGUGAAAGGGUUAAAUGAUUAUGCUGUGGUCAUGGAAAAGGAAGAGGCAGAAGAGCUUUUUCAGAAGUUCGAUAGAGAUGGAAAUGGAACAAUAGACUUCAAUGAAUUUCUUCUCACAUUAAGACCUCCAAUGUCCAGAGCCAGAAAAGAGGUAAUUAUGCAAGCUUUUAGAAAGUUAGACAAGACUGGAGACGGUGUCAUAACAAUUGAAGACCUUCGUGAGGUAUAUAAUGUAAAACACCAUCCAAAAUACCAAAAUGGGGAGUGGACUGAGGAGCAAGUAUUCAGGAAAUUUCUGGAUAACUUUGAUUCACCGUAUGACAAAGAUGGAUUGGUUUCCCAAGAAGACUUUUUGAACUAUUAUGCUGGUGUUAGUGCUUCUAUUGACACCGAUGCCUAUUUUGUUUUGAUGAUGAAAAAAUCUUGGAGAUUAUGACUUUUGUCUAUUCUGGAAAUCAGGGACUCUCAGAGGGUGGAAUGAGUUUGAAAGAAGCCCAAUGCUAUGGAUUUUGAUAAGGUAUAAACUAAAGUUUCUGAAAGAUCUGGAAUUUUAAAAGCAAUAGAUCUUUGGUCAUCUUACUUAAUUACCCGGAAUGUGUUCAUCUCCAUAAAUACCUGAGGAUAUAUUUUUAAAUUGGAAAGGAAGGAAGAAAGGAAGAAAGAAAACCAAUGAAGUGAGAUUGGGAAGUGGUUCCUAGGUAAAAUAAUGUAUUUGUUCUAGUAGGUGUUCCUCUUAUAGGUAUAAAUGUAGCUAUUUCCCCACAUCUUCAUUUUCUCUACUGCCUGUGAUCUCUAUAGCAGAUGGUGAUAAUAAAAGGAUUAGAGGAACUUCUAACUGUGUAAAAUGUCCUGAGAUUACUUAUUUUAUUGUUUCUCUUGGUAAAUACUCUACCAAUAAAAGAAAAUUUGUUUUAUUCUGAAAUUUAUGAUUCUGUUUCUAUUUUGAGAUUUUAAUGCAGGAAUUUUAACUCAGCAAAUUCCCACACCUGCAUGAACAGGGGACAUAAGUGCCUCUGGUGAGAAAAGAAAGUGAGCUCAGCUGGCCCACUUGGUUAAAGGCUGUGCUUUCAUGGAGCGGGCUCACAUGUUGGGUCAGCCUACUAGGAUGAAAGACAGUGUAAAGGAAAGAAGUGUCUAUUACAAGCUUUGGCAGCUUUCUGGAGCUUCAGGGUAGAUUGAAGAGGAGGACUUUAAACCUGUUUUGGGGAAUUCAUCUUUUUGAACCCACUUCUAGGCUCCUCCACAAAGCAGGUGAUGUCAGUUUUCCCAUCUGAUUUCUCUUCUUCUAAUAAUUGCUUUUCAGGUGACAAACACAGCUCUAAGUUGACUGUGAUACCCACAGCCCCUUCAUCUUGGAAAGAGGUAGAAGUGAGGGUGGGAGAAGAGAUGGAAAGCAAAAGUUGUGUUUCUCAAACUUAUGAGCCCACAGAUCACUUGGGGAUCUUAACAUGCUAAUUGUGGUUCAGAAGUCUGGGCUGGGCACUGAAAUUUUGCCUAAUGAACUUACCUAUGACGUUCAUGCCUCUGAUCUUCAGAUAACACUUUGAGUAGGGAGGGGUAAAGAGAUACCAGCUUGUAUAUUUCCAGUGUGUUUGGCUUAUUGUUUUGCCUACCUUUGGUAGGCAAUGAUAGUCUGUGAUUUCUUACUGCUGGGCCAUUCUUUCCUUGUCUUUAAGUUCAUGAAUGUACAAAGGAAAUAUCAAAAUAACAAAGAAAACAUAUGUGCCUCCCAGGUAUAUGUAGGAGAGAAAUAACACUUCCAACUGAAGAAUUUCUCAUAGUUCAGAACUGAAUCCUGAAGACAUCUGGCCUCAAAGAUUUGAAUCUGUCAGAGUAGGUCCAUCUCUUAAAACAGACCUACACUACUCUGAGCAAGCUCAUAGCUAUUGAUACUAAAACUAGAAUGCCAAGCCAUUGAUCUACUAUAAAGAAUAUAAUCCUCAUGUUUCCAGACCAGAUCAAAGAAUCUCAUCUGGAUUUGAGGAUGUGAGAGAAUGACAGCUUAGCUCUCAGUUCAGGGAUGUUUUUAGUAGUUUAUUCUCUGAUACUACAAAGCAGUACAGAGGAGAUAUGCACGUGGUAUCUUAGGAGAAUGCUAAUUGACAAAUAAAUCCUCAAAUUUAUAAAAGCUACAACACAAUAUAUUUAUUUUUCACUCAUAAAACAGUACAUCCAUGUAGUGAUUUUGGGUCUCAGGCCCCUCCAUUUUGUGGUUUGCUGUUUUCUGGGACUUCAUAGC